Messenger RNA from Salvelinus fontinalis (brook trout), 5523 nucleotides. RefSeq names its product aquaporin-11-like. NCBI's taxonomy places the organism in Eukaryota, Metazoa, Chordata, Actinopteri, Salmoniformes, Salmonidae. Gene Ontology annotation, biological process: transmembrane transport. The coding region runs from base 305 to 1144 and encodes 279 amino acids. The record is from RefSeq and is a predicted model, not a curated record. The transcript is spliced from 4 exons. Gene Ontology annotation, cellular component: membrane; cytoplasm. Gene Ontology annotation, molecular function: channel activity.
CUGGCCACGUUAUAGCAGCAAUAGACAUGGGGGUAGCAGCGCAGUGUAGGGAGAGACAUAGAGGAGAGCAGGGAGCCAGAGAGACAAGAGAGGAGGGAGGGAGGCAGCCACUUCCGCACCAAAUGAGCUCAAGCUCAUCAUCAUCUACAGCAGAGCACAUCUCUGAUCACACACACACGUGCACACACGGUAGCCUGCUGCAGCCAUAAGAAAACAGAGCCAGAGGAGCACGCAGGAAGACACAUAAAGAGAGAGAGGGGGAGAGACCGAGACUGAGGAGAGAGGCAGACAUCUGCAGAUAGAGAUGUCAGGCGUUGUGGUGUCUCUGUGUUUGCUAGCGUUCUUUGUGCUGCUGUGUGAGCUGAGCAGGAGAAUCUUAACCAAGCUACUAGCUCCCAGAGGGCUGUGUCUGUCUGCUGUUUACGCCGUGGAGCUGGUCUCUACGCUGCAGUUGUGUAUCUGCAACCUAGAGCUGCGUCUAUUGGGGGAGGUGGGCCGGCUGCAGCCUCAGUUCUGUCUCAGCCUCACAUAUCUGGCAUCUGUGGUCCAUGGCCUCACCUUCCAUGGAGCCCUGGGGAACCCCUGUAGCACGCUGGAAUACACGUACCGGGGACGCCUCACUGCCAGGAGCGGUGUGCUGAGGAUGGUGUGCCAGUUCAUGGCAGCUAGCGUGGCUCGUACUAUGCUACAGGGGCUGUGGGCCCUCGGUCUCUCUGACCUGCACCUGAGACACACACUCCAGGGCUUCCAAUGCAUUAGCCCCAUCCACACAGACACACACACCAGCCUGGUGCUCCCCGGCCCUCUGGUCACCGCUGCAGCUCUGGAGCUAGCAGGGGCCUUUGCCAUGCAGACCGCCUUCACACACACACACACUAUGGACCAGAGGUACCGGGUACAUGCCAUAGCAGCACUCACCGCUACCCUGACCUAUGCAGGUGGCAAGAUGACGGGGGCUGUGUUUAACCCUGCGUUGGCCCUCUCCACCCAGUUCUCCUGCAGUGGGCACUCCUUUCUGGAUUACUGCCUGGUCUACUGGCUGGCUCCUCUACUAGGUAUGAUGUGUUCGGUCCUGUUGUUUGAUCAGAUGUUGUCUGGUAGAGCUUCUCCCUACCGCCCCCUUCUGGCUAACAAGAGGAAAUGACCCUGGGUCAUUUUCAUUAGUGCACACGUAGCAAAACCGUUUUGCAACAGAAAACAUUUAACUACAAAAACAAGUCUUUAAUUAGACAAGUUCAGGUAGUUCCUCCCCUUUUCGGUUCGUUUUCUUCUGUUUGGUGUCUACGGCCCUGGACCCACCAUCAAUCCCUACGAACCGAAGACCCUGAUGCAUAGUGACCUCUUUAAAACUAAGCACAUUCAAACAAAAAAAAAGACUAUAUAUUGAGAUGUUUUUUAAUCUAGUAUGAUUUGUGCAGUGGUGGCUGGUGGCACUUAAAAAUUGGUCUGAAACGUAAUGAUAACAUUUCAUUUACUUUAAUCCAGACAUUUUUAUGAGCUGUCUUCCUCUGGAUUGAUGUAAGAAAAAAAAGGAUUUCGGUAGUUAGUAGUGUUAGUAGCAUAUUUAAAACACUUUGAGAUAGUAAUUUAUGUAGAGUUCUUCAAUAGAUAUGCCUAUGGCCAACUUGAGGAGUAUUGUCAACCUUCCCAAGUCACCCCGCUCCUCCGCAGUCCACACACUCCACUGGCUUCCAGUCAAAGCUCACAUCUACUACAAGACCAUGGUACUUGCCUACAGAAUAACAAGAGGAACUGCCCCUCCAAUCUACCUUCAAGCUAUGCUCAAACUCUACACCCCAACCCGAGCACUCCGUUCUGCCACCUCUGGUCUCUUGACCUUCCCCCACCCCUAUGGGAGGGCAGCUCCCGCUCAGCCCAGUCCAAGCUCUCCUCUGUCCUGGCACCCCAAUGGUGGAACCAGCUAGGACAGCAGAGUCCCUGCCCAUCUCCAAAAACAUCUGAAAACCUACCUCUUCAAAGAGUAUCUAAAAUAAUUCCACAGUAUCCAUCUCUUCGCACCCCCCCACAAAAGCCUUUUGUGAACUAACACUCGCACUUUACUUUUCUCCCCUUACUAGCUCUGACUUUGCUGAAAGCUACUUUGAGGAAAAACAUGCUUGCUAUUACUGUGAUAUGUGGUUGUCUCACCUAGCCAUCUUAAAAUGAAUGCACUAUAAGUAACUCUGGAUAAGAGCGUCUGCUAAAUGACAAAAAUAUAAUCUAAAUGUACGCAAACUGGGUCAGACCUAGGUGAAUGAUAAAAAAGGUGCUCUGAGAAUAUUUUUGAUGAUUUAAGUUGUUGAAAUUAACAGUUGAAAUGAUCAGAGUUGGUUGCUUUUCCAAUCAUUAAGCUGUGAGUGAGUGUAGCUCCGGUGGCCUGCUACACCAGACACAUAACUUUUGCAGAUCAAGAGUUGCUCCUAUUUAUUUAAAUGAAACAUGGACAUAAACACUCUGUGAGAGGCUUGUGCUGCUCAGCGUAAAAUCAUCGCAACAAUUAUGCAAAAUGAACAAUAUCUAUGGGAUAAAAAAUCUAAAUUAAAAAAGGAACUGAUGCAGGGGCGUCGCCAGGGAUUUUGGGCCCCAUGAAAAGAUAUCACAUUGGGCCACACCACCACAGGCCAUACCAACACUGUGCAAUUGCUGUAACCACACACCUCCAGAACCCAAUCGACCCAUUCAAAACUUUAAAUAACUCUAGCUUUGCACGCUUGCAACUCUCUUAUAGUCCAAUAUUUACUGACAGUGAGCUGUGAAAAUAUAACACUGUGCAGACAUGCAUGCAACAUUUGCAUACAGUGGAAUUCACUAUUUGAUGCAAGACUGAUACCCUCUAUAAGAAAUGUGCUAAAGGCUAUAUUUUACAGUCUAAAUGGAAUGUUAAUGGUAAAAUUCUUGAAUGGAGAAUUCUCUUAACAUUAAUGAAUAACUUAAAAUAAAUAUAACUUAAAUAUACAUUAAUCUCUUCAAUUAAAAUAAAUUAACAUUAUCAUCUAUAGAAUGAUAUAACAAACAAAAUAAUAAAACUUAAAAUAAAUAUAACUUAAAUAUACAUUAAUCUCUUCAAUUAAAAUAAAUUAACAUUAUCAUCUAUAGAAUGAUAUAACAAAAUAAUAAAAUCAGAAGCAGAUUUUUGAACUGUUUUCAGUCUGUUCUCAGUCUUGUUCUCAGCCUGUGGGCAUCAUGUGUGUAGUGAUCCAAUAGCCAUAGCCAUGCCAUUUAACAGUUAUCACUGGGCCUUGCUCAGCGUUGCUCACCAAGAGCCCAGCGCCAAGCCUUUUUGCUAGCAAAGUCACUGAUCAAGUCUUUGAAGUCCAGCUUUCUAGCUAACUGACUUUCAAUGGACAGCAUGGCAAGACUGCAAAGCCUGUCCUGGGACAUGGUGGACCUCAAAUCGUUUUUAGCUACCUGAAAGCUCUUUCGCCACCAGCAACAGUCACAGGCAGUGUGCAAAAUAUACGUAAAACAAUGCACACUUCUCCAAAAAUGAUUUGCAGCUGCAUCUUACAAAUUGCAUUCAGGAGAUCAAGAGGAGACAAGUUAGGGGGGAAAGUGGCAGCAUAUACAGUGUUCAGGUGUCUUACUUCCUUUUGAAACUCAGGUGUAAGAUCUCUGGAAAGCCUCAUGAUCAGUGGAUGACACACAGAAGGGACUUUAUCCUCACUAAUCUGCCCAACUUUCAGAACAGCAGAAAAUUCUUCUACAAUUUUUGCAGUGGUGUGGAACCUAGUGUCCAAGUCAUUUAUGUUGUCCAUAGCAGUAAAAAACAGUGUUCCAAAACAUCUGCACUGUCCUGAGCCGUCUCCUGUUGAGGUCUCAUCGUGGAAUCUCCUCCUUUUCCUCUGGUGGCUGUGUUCCUUGCUAAAUUGAGGUGCAACAUUCAUUUGCGUAGCAAUCAGUGUUGCCUCAAACAGGAGAGACUCCCAUCCAUCUCUAAGAGCCCGCAUCUCUUCCUUUAAGGCUCUGAUAUUGGCUGCCUCUGUGUCAAGUGAGCUGUUUCCUCACUGGAUAAUCACAUUCCUGCCCUCAAUGAAUUGCAGUACCUGCAAUUAUGCUAACUGACAUGUCAUUCAACACAAUGCUGCUCACCUCCUUCAGUUGGGAGUAGGGCUGGUUCAGGGGUAUGGGGAUACAGGGCUGCUGAGCCAGAAGCUGCAUCUGUUGGGCUUGGCACCAGGCAGGGGCAGGGACAACUGAUUUAGUAUUAAUAGCUUGCUAAAAGUUUGCCUGCAUUGAUUACAUCUCGGCUGAAAGAUGCGCGAAAUGUAAACACUCAGAAUUUUCUUUGACGAUAUUAACUAACUAAUGUUAGAGGAUCAAAAGUCGCCUAUUUCACUACGGACUACGCUAACAGGUUACUUUCCACCACUCACAGACUACACCCACCGUCCUUUGUGAAAAAUUGGGUGACAUAAUGUCGCCCUUCCUUUUCGUUUAUGGAAACCAGAUUUUUCUUUAGGAAGCUGAAACAUUAUGCUCCACCGGCACUCCUCACUCGCAAUUCACUGCUAGCAAGUACCGUUCGCGCCUGGUUUGGGGGCAGAGGCUCUCUAGAUUUGUACUUUUUGCCAAAAACAAGAAAAAUAAACCGUUAGUUUUAUUAGUACAUUGUAAAUAAAAAUAUAUUCAUGCUGAUAGGUUAAUAGUUUGAUGUUGAAUUUGUCAGUCAUAGGCCCAUAGAAUCCUCCUAACUUUUCCCACACGUAUGCAGCCCCUGAAUUGAUACACUACCCAUUUUUGAAAUUGCUCCUUGUGCAUUCUACAUUUCAAGUGUAAGUUUAAAGCCAGACUGAGACCCCUCGCACCAGUUUGGGAACCACUUGUCUAGCGGUCUAGGCUGCUGCCUCUGGUGCUCAUUUACAGCUUACCGUUUCGAAUCCAGCCCAAAGUAAUUUCAGCACACUCCUAUCUAUAAUGAACAAAAACAAACACAACAUGCAACAAUUUUAAAGAUUUUGCUGAGUUACAGUUCAUAUAAGGAAAUCAGUCAAUUGAAAUGCAUUUAUUAGGCCCUAAUCUAUGAAUUUCACAACUGGGCAGGGGCACAGCCAUGGGUGGGCUUGGGAGGGCAUAGCCUCCCCAGGUGAAGGUCUUGGGCUGGUGUGGUUACAUGUGGUCUGCGGUUGGACAUACUGCCAAAUUGGUAGAGAAAUGAACACAAAAUCUCUGGUGGAUGUUUCUGCAGCCAGCACGCAAAUUGCAUACUCCCUCAGCUUUAGACAUCUGUGGCAUGGUGUUGUGUGACAAAACAUCACAUUUUAGAGUGGCCUUUGUCCCCAUCACAAGGUGCAUCUGUGUAAUGCUGUUUAAUCAGCUUCUUGAUAUGCCACACCUGUCAGGUAGAUGGGUUAUCUUGACAAAUGAUCACUAACAGGGAUGUUAACAAAUUUGUGCUUAUGGAACAUUUCCGGGAUCUUUUAUUUCAGCUCCUGAAACAUGGACCAACACUUUGCAUGUUGCUUUUAUAUUUUUGUUCAGCAUAAUAAAACAGACUUCAAUAUUAAAACAUUUGUUGACACCUCA